AUGACAAUAAGAGAGUCAGUCGACGACCCGAUUAAAGAGCACCUCUUGAAGGAAGUGUCAGACAUUUUAGACGAGACGAGGAAAGCGAUCGACACUUUGGCGAAGACAGGGAAAGAGGCGCUCAGAAAUGGGUUGACUAAAGCCAUUGCAAUCGCCAAAGAGUUGGACACAAAAGUGAAAGCAUUGAAACCCGAGACUGAUUUGGGA
Molecule: messenger RNA, 207 nt
Organism: Medioppia subpectinata
Lineage: Eukaryota; Metazoa; Arthropoda; Arachnida; Sarcoptiformes; Oppiidae
Source: the annotation of a GenBank genome assembly